Capsicum annuum is the source of this 1943-nucleotide messenger RNA. RefSeq names its product U-box domain-containing protein 9. Bases 254 to 1630 code for a protein of 458 amino acids. The transcript is spliced from 2 exons. Lineage: Eukaryota; Viridiplantae; Streptophyta; Magnoliopsida; Solanales; Solanaceae. Gene Ontology annotation, cellular component: nucleus; cytoplasm. Gene Ontology annotation, biological process: protein ubiquitination. Gene Ontology annotation, molecular function: protein binding; ubiquitin-protein transferase activity. The record is from RefSeq and is a predicted model, not a curated record.
UAGGGAAACUGAAGGAAAAAAAUAAACUAAAAGUGGUUUACCAAAGAAAGAAAGGGGCGCAAGAAAGACAGAACAGAAAGUAAGAAAUGUAACAAAGCAACCAAUUCUUUUUACACUUAAUUUCAUAACAUUAUUAUUAUACGUAGCUUUUUCUUCUUUAUUUCUGCUUUUAUCAUCUAUAUCCCUGUAUAAAUUUUCCCACUAUUACAACAAUCCUUUAACUCCAUAUUUCUCAUCAUCAAAAGAACCUAUAAUGGCGAAGACCACCGUAGACAGCGGAGGAGGAUUGCCGGCUGCGGCUAAAGCGGCGGAUGAAAUGAAAAGAGAGUUACAGAGAGCGGUGAAUUCUAUAAUUGAAGAUGAUAAUUACUCUUUAGAAGCCAACGAUCGAGCCAUGCAGUGUUUGUGUGCCCUAAAAGACUUGAAAUUGAAACCUAAUUUCGAUAUAAGCACCUUUUCUUUGAGUCUACCAGUCCCACCCCAUGAAUUUGUUUGCCCACUUUCGAAUCAGCUUAUGAAAGACCCUGUUGUUUUGGCUUCUGGUCAGACAUAUGAUAGACUAUUUAUUCAAAAGUGGCUGAAGGAUGGCAAUCGAACCUGCCCUGAAACAAAGCAGGUUCUCUCACAUUCAGUUCUCACCUCAAAUCAUCUAGUGAGAAAAAUGAUUUCACAGUGGUGCCAGAAGCACGGAAUUGAGCUGCCCAGCCCUUCCCUUGAUGAGAACCAGGAUAUAAUCACAAACGCAGACCGAUAUCGUUUAAAUUCACUGCUUGAGAUAUUGUCCUCUAGUAAUAUUCGAGAGCAGAAAAAGGCUGCAAAACAAGUUCGGAUGCUGACUAAACAGAUUCCAUCUCUACGGGCUGUUUUCGGAGAGUGCAGUGACCCUGUUACCAAAUUGCUAAAUCCUCUCUUGUCUGGAAAUGUGAGUAAUCAUCCAGAUCUUCAAGAAGAUUUGAUCACAACUGUUCUUAACAUCUCAAUACAUGACAACAAUAAAAAGCUUGUAGCAGAAAAUCCUGUUGUCAUUCCUUUACUUAUCGAGUCUUUGAAGUUUGGAACACUUGAAACAAGAAGCAACUCUGCUGCUGCUCUCUUCACAUUAUCAGCACUUGAUUCAAACAAGCAUAAUAUUGUGAAGGCAGGUGCUCUCAAGCCUUUAGUCGACCUCUUGGAUGAGGGACAACCGUUGGCCAUGAAAGAUGCUGCUUCAGCGAUUUUUAACCUCAGUGUUGUCCAUGAAAAUAAGAGUAAAGCUGUUUCUGAAGGAACAAUAAAGGUGAUUAUGAAGAAGAUCAUUGAGCGCAUACUCGUUGAUGAAUUGUUAGCUAUUCUUGCCCUGUUGUCCAAUCAUCACAAGGCUAUCGAGGAGAUGGGAGAGCUGGGCGCAGUCUCUUGUCUCCUCAGUAUCAUUAAGGAGGACACAAGUGAGCACAACAAGGAGAACUGUAUCGCGAUUCUCUACACAGUGUGUUAUAAUGACCGAACAAAGUUGAAAGAGAUCUGGAUUGAUGAGAGUACACAUGGGACCAUAUCUAAUCUUGCUCGAAGCGGGACAUCUAGAGCCAAGAGAAAGGCGAGUGGCAUUCUUGAGCGGCUGGACAGAUAUGUUUCUCUUGUGCACACUACUUGAGGCUGAAUCUUUUGCAUAUGUACAUCCCUAAUCCCCCCAUGUAAGUGUUGUUGCUUCUCAUUAGACCCCAUGUAAGUGUUGUUGCUUCUCAUUAGACCCCAUGUAAGUGUUGUUGCUUCUCAUUAGACCUUUAUACAACCGAAUUCCUCCUUGUAGGAAAACAUAGAUUCUUUUCCUUAUCCAUCUUGUGGCUUGUACAUUACUGUGAAAUUCUCAGCAUUAUGUAGCAAUGCUAGUAGUUUCUCACCUUCAAAGACAGAUACAUCCUGCUUAUGGCUUCUUAUAAUGUUCACAUUGCUACCGUCUUGCUUUA